This is a messenger RNA of Varanus komodoensis (Komodo dragon), 3216 nucleotides long. It is a transcript of the gene AK2, whose product is annotated as adenylate kinase 2. The record is from RefSeq and is a predicted model, not a curated record. Gene Ontology annotation, biological process: nucleobase-containing compound metabolic process. Gene Ontology annotation, molecular function: AMP kinase activity; ATP binding. Gene Ontology annotation, cellular component: mitochondrion; cytoplasm. NCBI's taxonomy places the organism in Eukaryota, Metazoa, Chordata, Lepidosauria, Squamata, Varanidae. The coding region runs from base 74 to 649 and encodes 191 amino acids. The transcript is spliced from 5 exons.
CUGCACAUUUUUUCCUCUACAGGCUCCUCGGCUUGCUGAAGUCUUCUGUGUGUGCCACUUGGCAACAGGGGACAUGCUGAGGGCUAUGGUGGCUUCUGGCUCAGAGCUGGGGAAGAGACUGAAGGAGACGAUGGAUGCUGGAAAGCUGGUGAGCGAUGAAAUGGUGGUGGAGCUGAUUGAGAAAAACCUGGAGACACCUCCCUGCAAAAACGGCUUUCUUUUGGAUGGGUUCCCUCGUACGGUGCGGCAAGCAGAGAUGCUGGAGGAGCUGAUGGAGAAAAGAAAAGAGAAACUAGAUUCUGUCAUUGAAUUCAACGUCUCUGAUUCCUUACUCAUCCGGAGAAUUACUGGAAGGCUGAUCCACCCAGGCAGUGGCCGUUCAUACCACGAAGAAUUUAACCCUCCCAAGGUCCACAUGAAGGACGAUGUUACCGGGGAGCCCUUGAUGCGUCGGACAGAUGACAAUGAAGUAGCACUGAAAACUCGCUUGAAGGCUUACCAUGACCAGACAGUGCCCCUGGUUGACUAUUACUGCAAGCGCGGGAUCCACACAGCCAUCGAUGCUUCCCAGUCCCCUGAUGUGGUGUUUGCCAGCAUCCUGGCAGCUUUCUCAAAAGCAACAUGUAAAGACCUGGUGAUGUUUAUUUAGAGCUCUCCUGUCUGGCACUUCUUUCUCCUUUCCUGUUGGUCUUCUAGGGUCAGCAAGCAAGCAAGAGCUGUGGGAGUGGGUGCAAAUUUCCCGAGAAAGAAGGCUGCUUAGACUUUCCAUUAAACAUGCACACGACUCUCAUUUGUAUGUAUGCACAUUUUGCUCUACAGAAACAUGUCCCAGCCUGUGUGUGUGCUAACAGCCUGCAGGGGGUGCAGUGGACCAGCGCUCCCCUUUCUGGAAUCUAGAGACAGGAUUACAUCUGCUCAUUCGGUAGUGGAAGUGUUUUCACAUUUGUCAGGGAGUCAUGCUUAAAUUGGAAAAUGGCAGGCGUUUCUCCUCUGCCUGCAUGGUGGCUAGCCUGGUGUAGGAGUUCUGAAGGUCACGGAUAUGUGGUCGGAAGAAGGAAAGUGCCUGGCUGGCCCAGUUGUGAGUCCUUGGCUCUCUGAAGGAAGUAAAAUGCUGUGUCAGGUUAAAGGACUAUAAAAAGUUGGAUGUCUGCACCUUAUGGAAGAACAGGCCUCAGGUAGCUGCUUCUGCUUCCUGCUUUUUUCUUCUCUCUCUCUCUCUCUUUUUUUUUUUUUUUUUUUGAUCUGUGCCAAGUGCAGGUGCAGCCACAAGAGCACAGGAGCUCUCCAGAGCAUUCCAUGCUCCUUAUUGUCCAUUAUCAUGUGGGAACAUGAGCACUGUUUCCUGUGCAGAGUUCACUACCUUCAUUUUUGCUUCCCUUAUUUUUUAAGCUUCUAGGGUAUGUGACCAUUAGCAGUUUUAAAAACAGAAUGACAUUGGUCAGGGAAUAAGUCUUUAUGCUCUUCGUGGCUAAUAAAAAACCAACAAAUUACAUACAAUAGGGUAAUAGGUGAGGUUUUUAUUGUGAAAUCACCCUGGUUCAAGCCUGGCAUUUUUUCUGGUGGUCUGGGCUGCCACUGGUAUGCAGCCCUCUCAGGUUCUUUCCCCAACUCUUCUGUCUCUUCUUGCCAGAAAGUUAAGAUGGCCCUUUGCCUUGCUGUGCUGGCAGCCUCCUGUCUGGAAGCUCCUUUGGUUUGAGGGGGCAUAUUUCGCGUUUAGAAACAGACACAAAGAAAUGGGCCUUGCAAGUUCUUUGGUGCGGAAAACCUCCUUUUGCUUCUGCCUCUGAGACACUGGUGAUGUCUUGCUAGCUGGGAUUAGGAACCCUCCCUCGAGCAUGAGCAACUUUCUCUGCCCCAGGAAUCCUCCGAGGUCUGUUAGAGGAGAGAGGGGAGUGCUGUCGGUGCCCUGGCAGGGGUGGAGAAACAUCUCGGCAGCGAGGGAGAUGGUUGCUGCCUUGCUAGGUCUGGCCAAGGUCCUUUUAGCCCUUUGUGGCAGGUCCAGUGUCUCUUGUUCUCUCUCAUACACACAGCCUUCCAGAUUUACUGUGUUUUGUCUCAAUUUAUCAUAUAAACUUCUGGGGAAAAUAUUGUGAAGGGUGGUAGAGAAGCCCCUUAAAAAAGGAAUAGCUCAGUCCUUUUCUCUGUCGCAUCGCUUUUAUAUCUCUGCCUGCCCUGCCUGCAUGAUCCAUUUUGUAUUUUUAAGGACCAUUUUUUCUCUAUAUUUGUCUUCAUUGCAGCUGCAUGAAUCCAGGAGGCGGACAGGACAGGACAGCAUCAAGCACUGCAUCACCCCAUCCUUUUGCCCUCCAGACAGAGGGUGUGUGUGUGGGAGGGAGGAGGCAUGAUAGGAAAUAUGAUAUGAUAUGGGCGGGAAGGCUGCAGGGAGUUGGGGGUUUCUCACCAGAAUCUCUCUUGAGAAUAUCUGUGUUUUUAACAAGGCAAAAUGGCGUUCGUGAAAGAAAAUAUGCAAAUCAUGUUAAAAUGGGUCUGAGGGGUGGAUGGCUUUUCUUGGAAGUUUGAGUACACAAGUUUGUACUGGGAAAUCAAUUGUAAAGUGGUAGCAAAAGGGGUGUUUUGGGGGUUUUUAAUCAUCUCAAACCCAGGUUUUUUAAAAAAAAUCUUUCCAAUGAUUUAGAAAACUUUUUGCAAAGGUCCAGGCUUUCCCAGCCUGGUGCUUGCUAGACGCCUUAAGUGGCAAGUCCCAUAAUUCGCAGCCCACAGAAUCUAACACUGGCAGUGUCUCCAGCCAUGCAUGAAUCACAGCUCUGGCCUUGCCCCCUCCCAUGUGGGGCUGGCUCAUUCAGCAUCAGGUGUGAGUAGCUUUUUCCAUUACUCCUGGUGCAGAGGCGCUGCUGAAUUUGGCACCUGCGUUUCAGGCAGGUGUGUCCAGAGCAUUGACUCAAGUGGCAAGACAAUUUGGGGAUAGGGGGAGAACCAUGACUCCAAUUUUAAUUUGGGUAAAGUUUGCCUUUGGUGUUGGGACAGUGCCAUUGUAGGGAGCGCUUCUCUUUUCAGAAAGCCUUUAGGAAUCGGUGUCGGAGGCCUUCCUCUGGAUGUGGGGUACAAAAAGGGCAAAGCCAAGAGCCCCUUUUCUCACUCUUAAUGAGACCUCUUUGGAGAGCACAUUUGCUUCUCCCAGUUUUUUCACUUGCCGUCUUUGAGAGACCACCUGCUGCUUCAAUAAAAUGGUUGUCGGUUUUGGAUCUGAGCAAUUUA